UAUUCGGUCAUAGUAGUUGACAUGUGACUUUUUCUUAUCUGACAAAUUCCCAUUAUCUCUGCCGAAUUUUCAGUCAUGAAAAACUAGAAAAAGUACUUCGUUGCGGUGAUUUUUCUUGGUCGUAUUUCCUCAAUUUGCGAUCAUGCAAAAUAAAAAAGCCAAAUACCUUGUAGUGGAUACAACACCAUUCAUUCAAAAUGCUCCUUUGCAUGAAGUUGGAGAAAAUGUUCUUACAAUUUCCGAUGUAGUGGAAGAAAUUCGUAACAAAAGACAGCUGCGUCAUCUUGCUUCUCUUACUUAUGAUCUGCAAAUCAAAGAUGUUUUCCAAGAACACAUCAGUUUCGUGUCCGACUUUGCAAAGAAAACCGGUGAUUACAGUUCCCUGUCGAGUACCGAUAUAAAGUUGAUAGCACUGACGUAUCAAUUAGAAUUGGAAAAUGUUGGUCGUGAUCAUCUACGAAAGUCGCCGAUUAUGAAACGUUUCGAUAUUAAUGCUUCCAAAAUAGUCAAACCAAUUGAUCCAAAAGUUAAUGGAUUGUCUCUACCAGUUAAACUUUCAGAUGUCAAGUUGAAAAAUAGACUGGAAAACGAUGAGGUGAUUGAUCACGAAAAAAAAGAAGCUGCGAGUGACGAUGAAUACGAAAGUGCAGAGGAGGAAGUAUCCGAUGAUCAUUUUGAAGAUGUAGGAAGUGACAAUGCGUCCGAUAGCCAAGAACUGUUAGAAGAGGAGGAAGGCGAAGAUCAUGAUGAUUAUGAUGAAGAAGAAGAGGAAGAAGAAGAAGAAGAUGAUGAUGAUGACGACGACGACGACGACGACGGCGAUGAUGAUACCAAUUGGGUCACUCCGAGUAACAUUUCUAAUUUAAAACGAACUGUUCAUGGCGGAAAUUACUCUGAUAAAGAAGUCAUUGUUGGCUGUAUGAGCACUGAUUUCGCUGUACAAAACGUAUUGAUGCAGCUGGGCUUGAAAGUGGUAGCUUUGGACGGUAGAAUCAUAACUCAACUACGUUCUUACGUUUUACGAUGUUACGCGUGUUUCAAACUCACCACCAAUAUGAGGAAAGUAUUUUGCCCGAAAUGUGGUUUGAAAACACUCAAAAGAGUAUCAGUAUUCCUUGACGAAAAAGGCAAUAAAUGUAUAAACAUUAAUUUCAAAAAACCCAUUAAUGCUAAAGGAAAACGAUUUUCAUUACCAAUGCCUCAAGGAGGUAAACACGCUGUGAAUCCUAGAUUAGUUGAAGAUGCUAGAAGACCACAUCAGAAACCUUCCAGACUCGCUAGAACGAAAACUGAUGCACUUGAACCUGAUUAUAUCGCAGGUAUUUCACCUUUCGCAACUAGAGAUGUAUAUUCGAAAUCUGCUCAACUUGGUUUCAACAAAGGAAAGCCAGUAUUCAAGUAUUGGAUGCGAAGAAAUCCUAAUGAAGCGAAGCGAAACCCCAAGAAAUAAUUACAUCAAAACUUUUUUUUGUACAUAAAUUUUGUAUUUAUUUGAUAAAUAAUGUAUAAUUGUCAACAAACGUUUAUAAAAUGAUGAAUAAAACGAAUACGAAAUAAAAAUAA
This is a messenger RNA of Planococcus citri (citrus mealybug), 1563 nucleotides long. Its product is annotated as RNA-binding protein NOB1-like. Gene Ontology annotation, cellular component: preribosome, small subunit precursor. Gene Ontology annotation, molecular function: RNA endonuclease activity. The record is from RefSeq and is a predicted model, not a curated record. The transcript is spliced from 7 exons. Gene Ontology annotation, biological process: maturation of SSU-rRNA; ribosomal small subunit biogenesis. Bases 143 to 1450 code for a protein of 435 amino acids. NCBI's taxonomy places the organism in Eukaryota, Metazoa, Arthropoda, Insecta, Hemiptera, Pseudococcidae.